Molecule: messenger RNA, 3776 nt
Organism: Pyrgilauda ruficollis (rufous-necked snowfinch)
Lineage: Eukaryota; Metazoa; Chordata; Aves; Passeriformes; Passeridae
Product: N-acetylated-alpha-linked acidic dipeptidase 2-like
Exons: 19
Coding region: 53-2281 (742 amino acids)
Molecular function (GO): carboxypeptidase activity
Source: RefSeq, a predicted model, not a curated record
CAGAGCUUGCCAGCCCCCAGAGCCUGCCAAGCUGCCGGGCAGUGCUGACCGAAUGGCCGGGAGCAGGAGCAAGGCCGCCCUCCGUGCGUGGCUCCUGUGCCCCGGGCUGCUCGGCUGCUUCUUGCUGGGCUUUCUUACAGGAUGGUUUACAAAACUGACUGAGAAAAACCCCAACUCUUCAGAUGUGCAUCAAAAUGUGAGACAGAAACUUGUGGCUGAAAUGAAAGCAGAGAACAUCAGGAAAUUUCUUCGUUCAUUUACCAAGUUGCCUCACCUCGCAGGAACUGAACAGAAUCUUCUUCUUGCCAAAAAAAUUCAAGCCCAGUGGAAGGAAUUUGGAUUAGAUUCAGCAGAACUUGUUAAUUAUGAUGUGCUUCUUUCAUACCCAAAUGAAGAGCAGCCAAACUACAUUUCACUAAUUGAUGAUCAAGGGAAUGAGGUUUUCAAUACAUCAUUGUUUGAACCUCCUCCCCAGGGCUAUGAAAAUGUUACUGAUGUACUACCACCAUAUAAUGCUUUUUCAGCACAAGGAGUGCCAGAGGGAGAUCUGGUGUAUGUGAAUUAUGGCCGUACAGAAGAUUUUUUUAAGCUGGAGCGUGAAAUGGGAAUUAACUGUACAGGAAAGAUUGUCAUUGCCAGAUAUGGGAAGAUCUUCAGAGGAAACAAAGUUAAAAAUGCCAUAUUAGCAGGAGCCCAAGGGAUCAUACUUUACUCAGACCCUGCUGACUACUGUGCCCCAGGAGUAGAUGCUUAUCCAGGAGGCUGGAACCUUCCAGGUGGAGGAGUCCAGCGUGGGAAUGUUUUGAAUUUGAAUGGAGCUGGGGACCCUCUAACACCAGGUUAUCCUGCAAAAGAGUACACUUUCAGGUACAAAGUCAAUGAAGGUGUAGGGAUUCCCAAAAUCCCGGUUCAUCCCAUUGGAUAUCAUGAUGCAGAAGUAUUACUGCGUGCAAUGGGAGGACCUGCAGCUCCAGACAGCAGCUGGAAGGGAAGUCUCAAUGUGUCUUAUAAUAUAGGGCCAGGAUUCACAGGCAACUCUUCUACAAGAAAAGUCAGAAUGCAUGUUCAUACAAGCAAUAAAAUCGCACGAAUUUACAAUGUCAUUGGCAUCCUCAGAGGAGAUCUGGAACCAGACAGAUAUAUUAUCUUAGGUGGUCACAGAGACUCUUGGGUGUUCGGUGGUAUUGAUCCAACCACCGGUGCCGCUGUUCUGCAAGAAAUCGUACGGAGUUUUGGUAAAAUGAAGAUGGAAGGUUGGAGACCUAGGAGAACUAUUAUUUUUGCUAGCUGGGAUGCAGAAGAAUUUGGAUUAUUGGGUUCCACAGAGUGGGCCGAGGAAAAUGCCAAAGUCCUUCAGGAACGGGCAGUCGCUUACAUCAAUGCAGACUCUUCUAUAGAAGGUAACUACACAUUAAGAGUUGAUUGUACCCCUCUUCUCAACAAACUGGUGUAUAAUCUGACAAAAGAGAUUUUAAGCCCUGAUGAGGGUUAUGAAAAGAAAUCUCUUUAUGAGAGCUGGCUUGAAAAAGAUCCUGCAUCUGAAAAUAAUAACUAUCCCAGAAUAAAUAAGCUGGGGUCAGGCAGUGAUUUUGAAGCCUAUUUCCAGCGACUGGGAAUUGCAUCAGGCAGAGCUCGUUACACCAAGAACAGGAAAGCAGACAAAUUCAGCAAUUAUCCUGUUUAUCACACUGUGUAUGAGACAUUUGAGCUAGUGGAAAAAUUUUAUGACCCCACCUUCAAGAAACAGCUAACAAUUGCCCAGUUACGAGGCAAACUGGUUUAUGAACUGGCAGAUUCCCAGGUCAUUCCAUUCGACUCUAGAGACUACGGAGAAGCCUUAAAAGGAUACAGCAACAGAAUUUAUAAAUUAGCCAAGAAGCAUGAAGAACAGCUGAAACUUUACAAAGUAUCAUUUGAUCCUCUUUUUUCUGCUGUGGUGAACUUCUCAAAGGCUGCUGCUGAAUUUCACAGAAGACUUGAACAAGUAGACAAGAAAGAUUCAGUAGCAGUGCGCAUCAUGAACGAUCAGCUGAUGUUGGUAGAAAGAGCUUUCACUGAUCCUCUGGGCUUGCCAGGAAGGAAGUUUUACAGACAUGUCAUCUUUGCUCCAAGCAGCCACAACAAAUAUGCAGGAGAAUCCUUCCCAGGAAUCUAUGAUGCCAUGUUUGAUAUUGAAAGCAAAGCUGACCAACUUGAAGCCUGGGAAGAAGUGAAGAGGCAGAUUUCCAUUGCAGCCUUCACUGUGCAGGCAGCAGCAGACACACUGAAGGAAGUAGCAUAAGAUGAAGGCUUUGAAAACUCCCAGAGCAGAGUGUGGCACACAGAGCUGUCAGGCUGCUGCAGUGUCCCAGUGUCCCCGACUGCCUGCCCUGCCUCAGUCUCCAGCCUCCCAAACCACACGGUAGGUGUGCAGAGCUCUGUGUGCCAGAGAACUCCUGAGACAGGGAUUGCUGCAUCUCUGCUACUGACAGAACUUUAUGAACAGCUCUGGAUGGAAGCAAAUUUGGGGAGAAGUGGGAAGAGGGGGAAGCAGGAACAAUCAGUUUCUGAUUAGAAUUUUCUGAGAGAUCUACCAGCUUUGAGGACCCAGUGUUUUGCAUGUACAGUUAUGAAAACAAUUAUUUGCCAAACUACCUGCAAAUUUGUCCACAGCAGUGAUCAACAGCACACAUUUUGAUGGAAAAAAUGCAAUACUCAGCCUGUCCAUUUUUCUUGUUCUGAUAAUUACUUUUAUAAUAGGAGACACCAAAGGCACCUCUGCAUUUCAGAAUCAAUUCUGCAGGACUGGUGAAUGCUCUUUACACUGAUUUGCUUUCUUUUCCCUGAAAAAAUAAAUAAGUGACUCUCCUACUGAUUGCCAAAGCAGUACUAGCCAUUCUUGAUAAUCAAGGAAAACAGCUGAAAUCCAAAAGCAUGCUCUCAGUGGAGUGCACAUCCAUCCCUCUGAAAGUCUCUAUGCGUCUCACUCUUUUACUUGCACUUUGGAAAAUAAAGAUUUUGGGGGGUAACCAAAAGCUGACCUCCCUGCUCUUUUUGGCACUUUCUCUAGUUCUGAGCCCAGGGCAGCUUUUGUUCCUGUUUUUUCCCAGGCAAUCUCUUUCAUAUUUUUUCCAUCUGAAGGAGCUGGAGGGUACUGUUACUAUUAGCAUGGAGCUUGAGAUAAUUCUGUCUUCAAGUAAGACCUGAAGAAUGUUUCCCAUCAGGAGCUGAUUUUAUAUUCAAAGAGGAACUGAAAUGCAUGAGAAGGCCAGUUGUACAAAACUGUUUAGUUCGUAUAAAAAGAAAAAAAAAAUUAAAAAUUUCUUGCUUCAUUUGCCCUUUAGGUGUAAUUCUCAUCUACAUGCUUUAAAAUGAAUAAAAUUGCUAGAAUUUUACUGAAUCACAUUCCAUCUUGUGGAAACUGACAUUAACCAAUUUCAUCUCUUAUGUAAAAUAUACUACAGUUUUUGUCACUACCAUAAAUUGUACCAUGUUGUGGGAAAAAAAUCUUCUUUGUUUUAUGGGGAAUAGAACAGAUGUGGCCCUAAAAAGGACAGAAUUAGAAAAGCAGGACAGAAUUGUUGUUCUCAUCUCAGAUGCCUUGAAUUCAGACAAGGGAACCAGAAAUAACUUGUGAGAAGUUGUUUUGGGGGAUAUAUGCCACCAAGAAGAGAGGCUUUCACUGGCAUCGCCUCCAAUACACCUCCAUGAAAGAUGAAGGAUUGUGUGCCUGUGGAUGCUGUUCUCUUAAUUUACUGUUCAAUUGCUUUUCACAGAUCAAGCCUUAGGCACUUGAG